GACUUCUUCAAAGAACUUAGGGAGCUUCGGGGUAACCAGGGGAGGGAAGAAGAAGAAGGCGUUUUCUAAGUGGAGCCGAUUGCGAUGAUAGUGCCGCCAGAGUUACAAGAUUUGCUAGAAAACAUUACACCAAAGAGUAGUGCCAGUAUGAAUGCUGAUGGUAACUCCGAUGUAAACCUUGCUUCAUCCUCCAAAAGCUCAUCUUCGGAGAGCACACCCAGUGAUGGGGAAGGUGUAGGGGAAGGUGUUAGGAGCCCUUUGAUGGCUAAUGUGGAGGAGGAUGUGCUAGUUCUUGAAAAAUGGGAGGAUAAAACCAUUAGCAGCAAGCUGAGUAACAUUCGUACGGCGCCACAAAACUUGUUUGCCUGGUUUAGAUUCAAGGCGGCACUUCAUCACAAAGUAGCAAAUGGCAUGCGACUGUUAAGAUUAAGCAGUACCCAAACGAGGUGGUACUAUAUCUCUAAGAUGAAAAAGAUGAUGCUCUUCACGAAUAUAAGGAAUAAGGUGGUUAGGUGGAAGAGGCAGUUCAUUUUUGUCCGUGACACUCGAACAGAGAGGAUAAAUAAUGAGCUGGCUACUCGUAUCUCGAAGUGGUGCUCAAGUCACGCUUACAUGAAUUAUCUCACGCUGGUGCCAGACGACGUGGGCCUAAAGAACAGGCUACUAGAUUAUGUAAAGGUGGAAGGAUUAGUAGACUUGGAGGCCCUGGUUACCCCUGAGCAGCUCAUGGUAUUUGGGUUUGUGGAUAUCGCAAACCUAUAUGUCGAAGAGAACAGUUCACUGAGGCAUACACGCUUUGAUGAACGACCUAUGUUGCCGCCUCAUAACUCGUCUCACAAGGGUUCGAGCUCGAUAUCGAGUUCACAUACCGAGCAAAGAGUUGAAGCGAUGCCUUCAAGUUCUCGAAGGCGUGCUCAUGAGGACUCAAAUGCCGAGGAUGACAUGCCACUUAUUCGGUGGAGAACGAGCUCCAGCACUCAACUCGUUCAAUCGGCCGCGGUGAGUUUGUCUAACAUGCCUUCUGCCUCUGCCCGUGACGUUGCUGAGGCAUUGCCUGUGUCUACGUCUACCCCAGGCCCACGGAUUGCAUACCCUAAAGGCUUUAGUUAUACAAAAACUGACUGCCAGGCAUUCAACUACGCGGUCACACUAUUUGAGUGUGAGCAGGGAGCUCAUGCACAAACAAGCGAGCUCACUAAAAGCUACAAGCGGUUGACUUCCGAGAAGGUGAACUUGGAAGAUGAGGUCAACUGCUUGCAGAGCUCUGAAAUGGCUAACAAAGCUGCGUUAGUUGAGAGUCGAGCUGACGAGUUGGCCAAUAAAAAUCUUACCAUCGUUGAAGAGGCCUUGAACCAGACUAAGAGGUCCUACCAACACUCUGUAAGUAUUGCCCAAGCUCAAAGGGCGGAGUGGCUGGUCGACUUUGACAUGUUUCAAGAUGCCGUGGCCGUCGUCUCAAUGAAUACCACAAUGAAAAUCUGUAAUGAUGUCCGUGGGAAGGCAUUAAAGCACCGACCUGAGUUCCCAAUUAGCAAGCUGGCCUUCUUUGAAGGAGAAGAAGUUGAUGAGCAAGGCAAGAGUCUUGCCCCUCCUGCUAAUACAACGGUGCGGCUGAGGUGGGAAUUGAAUGAAGAUGGAGUGCCCGUGUGGCCUCCUUCUGUUAUAGAAGAAACAGAGGACUUGGAAGGCUUGCCAAGUUUCGACGUGUGGGUGUCUGGAGCACCUGAGGCAAAAGCUGAACCCUCCAGCACUCCUCCAACAUCUCAGCCUGUCACCACUCCAGCUCGUUCUUCUCUAGCUCAUGCUGAUGCAUCCAUCCCCGUAGAUUUGACGAAUAACUAGGGUUCUAGGCUUUAUCUUUUUCUUUUGUAUUUUUUGUGUUGGUCAAUUGACCUUUUUGAACAAUUUUAUCAUUGUCUCCUUUAUUGCCAUAUAUAAAUUUUUGGAAAGAAAUACAAUUUGGACGAUUCU
Molecule: messenger RNA, 1971 nt
Organism: Rubroshorea leprosula
Lineage: Eukaryota; Viridiplantae; Streptophyta; Magnoliopsida; Malvales; Dipterocarpaceae
Source: the annotation of a GenBank genome assembly